GCAGCUGAAAACACUCAGAUCUCUGCCGCGCUUCAGCCGCUGUUAGGAAUGCGUUACUAAAGGAUGUAGUUCUUUUUCGAUAAGAUUUGGGAUGUAUUGCGGCUUUAAAAGAGAUAUCAUAUCUGUAUUUGAUGCGCCUCUACACCAUUAUGCCAUUGGGUCCUUCUUUUGAAUUGGAAUGGAAAUUACUUUCCAACGCCGCACUCUCGGCACACAACACGAAUCAUGCCUAGUUUGUGUUUUAACAGAUUCUAUAAUGACCAGUAUGUAGACCGCGAGUGUGAAAUGAAUAUAAUUUACACCGAUUCGGAUUAGAGGAGUUAGAGACAAGACAUCCAGCGGUGAGGUUCGAGGUGUUGCUCCACCGACGUUUGUGUGAUCUACAAAACAUCUCUUAACAGGAUUUUUUGAUGGAGCUGGAGAAUAUAGUGGCCAACACAGUACUGCUAAAAGCGAGAGAGGGUGGAGGAGGGAAGAGGAAGGGGAGGAGUAAGAAAUGGAAGGAGAUUCUUCGCUUCCCUCACAUAAGCCAGUGUGUUCAGCUGGGGCACAGUAUCGAGAGGGACUAUGUCAGUCUGUGUCACAAGCAGCCGAUUGGUAGUCUGCUGUUUCGCCUCUACUGCGAGACCAGGCCUGAGCUGCUGCGAUGUAUACAUCUACUGGACGCUUUGGAGGAUUAUGAGAUGACCCCGGAUGAGAAGCUGAGAUCCAGGGGAGAUCAGAUCAUCACUACUUUCCUCUCUAAAGACUCUUCGGAGUGUGUCGAGGCAGCAGUGGUUUUCGCUGAGCAGUGCAGAGAGAACCUGGAGCUAAGCCCCUGUAAGGAGAUCUUCAGUGGCUGCUGCAAGGCCCUCCAUGAGUAUCUGAGUGGAGCUGCGUUCUCCGACUACCAGAACAGCAUGCACUUUGACCGCUUUCUGCAGUGGAAGAUGCUGGAAAAACUACCGAUCACUAAAGACACCUUCAGACAAUACCGAGUGCUGGGAAAGGGAGGUUUCGGAGAGGUGUGUGCGUGUCAGGUUCGAGCCACGGGGAAGAUGUACGCCUGUAAGAAGCUGGAGAAGAAGAGGAUCAAGAAGAGGAAAGGAGAGUCCAUGGCCCUCAAUGAGAAGCAGAUCCUGGAGAGGGUCAACAGUCGCUUUGUUGUCAGUUUAGCCUACGCAUAUGAGACCAAAGAUGCUCUGUGUCUGGUCCUGACCAUCAUGAACGGAGGAGAUCUGAAGUUCCACAUCUACAACAUGGGCACUCCGGGCUUUGAGAAGGACCGGGUCCAGUUCUAUGCUGCCCAGAUCUGCUGUGGCCUCCACCACCUGCACAGAGAGGCCAUCGUCUACAGGGAUUUAAAACCAGAGAAUAUCCUGUUAGAUGAUAACGGACACAUCCGUAUCUCGGACCUGGGCCUGGCCAUCAAAGUGCCUGACAGUGACCUGAUUAGAGGUCGUGUGGGAACGGUGGGGUACAUGGCUCCCGAGGUGAUCAAUAACGAGCGCUAUGGGAUGAGCCCUGACUGGUGGGGGCUGGGCUGUCUGAUCUACGAGAUGACCGCGGGACGAUCGCCCUUUCGCGCCCGCAAGGAGCGAGUGAAGCGGGAGGAGGUGGAGAAGAGGGUGCAGGAGGAAGAGGAGGAGUACAGCGAUAAAUUCACGGAGGACACCAAGGCCAUCUGUAGGAUGUUGCUGACCAAAGACCCGAAGCAGCGUCUGGGCUGUCAGGCGGAGGGUGUGGCAGGGGUGCAGGCCCAUCCCUUCUUCAAGAACAUCAACUUCAAGAGGCUGGAAGCUGGAAUCCUGGACCCGUCCUUUGUCCCAGACCCUCGGGCAGUGUACUGUAAGGACGUGUUGGACAUUGAGCAGUUCUCCACGGUGAAGGGUGUCAAUCUGGACCAAACAGACAACGAUUUCUACUCCAAGUUUUCUACAGGCUGUGUGUCUAUCCCAUGGCAGAAUGAGAUGAUAGAGACGGAGUGUUUCAGUGAUUUGAACCUGUUUGGGCCCCAGGGCUCCCGGCCCCCAGACCUGGACUGGUCGCUGCCCCCAGAACCCCCCCGGCGCAGUCUGCUGGACCGGAUCUUCAGGAGACACCACCCAGAGGUGUCCAUUGCCAACAGCCGGGUGCAGUCUUCCAGUGUAAACUCAGUGGACUCCAUGUCCCACUCUGCCCCCUAGUGGCCAAGACCCUGUGUGGAGCUCACACAGAGAGGGCGGAGCAUAGGGGACAUACCUGCUGCUGAUUGGUUUACACCCGGCCUGACCAGCUGUCAGUCAUCCUGAGGGAUCCCGCCCUAGCCUGGGGUCAGUCCAGGGGAAACACCUGACCCCUUGACCUUUCACCUUGACCAAGGCCUAAGAGCUCAGGGGAGCGUGGGGUUUGAGGAACGUUCAACAAUGCAGAGACGUUUGGAAAUGUUCAGACACCUUACUCACUUACCCUCAGGACUGCUGGACUUGAGAAGAGCCACUGACCUCGAUGUAAAAGACAUGAAAUGAAGCUAAUUCAGGGGAUCCACUGAGUCUAUAAGACCACCACAGGGAAUACAACAUGGGGUCUUUGUGGAAAUAUUGUUCUAGUUGUUGUUGUUGUUUAAAAAAAAAAAAAAAUCAAAAAGGAAAACCUUGCAUAAAUGUACACUCAUACUCACUCUGGUAUUUCCUUGUCCUCUUUUUCUUUCUAUUUCUUUUUCCUUUUCUUUCUCCCCCCCCUUUCUUUCUCUAUCUCUCUCAGCACACAUUAAUUUCAUGAAACAGACACCACCUCAACCACCUCAACACCAUGUGCAUUGCCAUGUAUAACACUCAGGCCAAAGAUCCAGUUAUGUUGUUUGUGUCAAUGUUUAUGUUCACAUACUAAGCACCAUUAGGAUCACCUUAGACUAGAACCCGAAAAAAAAUGUCUGGUUCCUAUUUUACUAUUGAUCCUCCAAGUAAUGUGAGUCUGCAAUUGUGUCCCAUCUGAAUCACACACACAUUCGGAGCCUGUCAAUGUUAUGAUAUGAAUACAACCUAACUUGGGACUUCCUUCUUACAAUGUUACAUUUCAAAAACGGAAACAUGAAUGCCAUUUAUCUACCUAUCAGUCUGUUUUUAUAGUAAAGAUGUUGUUUUACCUCUGACAUGUACUGUAUGAUUACUAUUGUGGCACCAUCUAGUACUGUAUGGUCUGUCUAUGUGGUGUUUCUCUAGGACUGGGCAGACAGUACUUUCAGCCAUGCUGUUUCUCCUUUCUCCAGCUGUUUGGGCGUUGUCAUGACGAGCAUGCCCAGACAGGAAAUGAAGGGGAAGGUCCAGCUUCACUCCGGCUCCCCGGGGUUCCACCACGACAACGGAACCCCGUAAAAAGCCGUUUUCACAGGGUCACUUCAAAUUCACGAAAGGCAAUUGUUACUUCUCCCCUCUCAGUGUCUCAGUUGUGGUGUUGGGUAGAAUGUAGACUUGUUUGGAGGUCUUUGAUGGGUCCUGCAUGGGUUUCCUGUGGACAGAGACCAAGGCUGUCCUGUUGGGGCUCCCCUUCUCCUUCAUCCUCCCCCGGCUGUGUGUGUGUUGUCUCUCAUUCAGAGCCCUCCUCUCCCCUGUGUUGUCUCCACUGACCUGAAGACACGGGGUAGGAGAAGGACGGACGGAAACGCCCUAGGAGCAAGCCUUGUCAUCUUAGAGGAAAGGAAGCGGAAGUGCAGUAUUGAGAUGCCCCCCAUCAUCCUGGGCAUGGCACAUCAUUGAUAAGGGCCCCUGACAGGAAACUGACCUUCAAGUGCGCCAAUUCAAAUGGAGGGAUGAUACAUAAUCUUAAAUUAAGAAGUUUAUAUUUUUCUUAUUGAAAGGAAUGCCAACAGAUUUUGCAGUAAAUACAUUCUAAAUAAACUACAAUAAACUCUCCAAGAACUUGACUAGUCAGGGACAGGGAAAAGUGUCUCCUUAUUGGAGUUAUAUCUAGACCACAUGAACGUUUGCACUUUCUUUAUUAACUGUCCUAUCCUUUUUGUUUCUGUGGAAACCACACACACACACACUUUGGUUGGCCAGAAAGGAGAGGAGUGGAGGAGCAAGGAAGAGAGGGACACUGUGAGAAUGUAUAUUAAGGUGCUGACUAAGUGCAUGUAAUGCCAAACCCACUGUGUCCUGUUGCUCCUAAUAAAGCCUGAUCUGACCCAA
Hypomesus transpacificus is the source of this 4145-nucleotide messenger RNA. It is a transcript of the gene grk5l, whose product is annotated as G protein-coupled receptor kinase 5 like. Bases 411 to 2165 code for a protein of 584 amino acids. The record is from RefSeq and is a predicted model, not a curated record. Gene Ontology annotation, biological process: regulation of signal transduction; protein phosphorylation; signal transduction. Gene Ontology annotation, molecular function: G protein-coupled receptor kinase activity; ATP binding. The transcript is spliced from 16 exons. NCBI's taxonomy places the organism in Eukaryota, Metazoa, Chordata, Actinopteri, Osmeriformes, Osmeridae. Gene Ontology annotation, cellular component: cytoplasm.